UGAAAACAUCGCAGCUUUCCUAAAAUCUUUAUCAUCGAGAAAUAAUUCAUUUAGUUUUCAAAAGAAAAUGAACAUUUGCUCGCUUAUCAGCAGAUGAACGGAAUCGGGUCUUAAACGAAGGGAAACAUUUUGUGCAUUUUGACAGAAUGGCUGGAUGUGAAGAGGUCGAUCACUCCAUGGAUAGGCUGACCUCGGGUAAAAAAGUGGGCGGGUCCUCGGUAAGAGACGGCAGUGGAAGCCCCUCCCCGUCUCCUCCCCCUGCCCUCCCGGUACCGGAGUGUGCCAUCUGCCUUCAGAGCUGCGUCUACCCGGUGCGGCUUCAGUGCGGCCACGUCUUCUGCUUCCUGUGCGUGAAGGGGGCUUCCUGGCACAGCAAGCGUUGUGCCCUGUGUAGGCAGGAAGUGCCCGAGGACUUUCUGGAUCGUCCUACUCUGCUUUCCCCAGAGGAGCUGAAGGCAACGGCGACAGGAGGGCAGAACCUGGGCGGCCACGCCUGGUACUACGAAGGCCGCAACGGGUGGUGGCAGUACGACGAACGCACCAGCCGCGAACUAGAAGAGGCCUACGGCAAGGGCCAGAAGAGCGCCGAGAUGCUCAUCGCCGGCUUUCUGUACGUAGCCGACCUCGAGAACAUGGUGCAGUACAGACGCAACGAGCACGGCCGGCGCAGGAGGAUGAAGCGCGACGCCGUGGACGUUCCCAAAAAGGGUGUGGCCGGAUUGAGGUUGGAUCCGGAAAUCGCAGCUGGAUCUGGAUCUGUUUCCUCGGCCUUCCCCGUCCCCGCAGCGUCCGAUUCAGCUCCAAAUUCGGUCGCUGGGGUGACGAGCGAUGGCGAGAGAGAGGUCCGGACCGAUAGACGUCUGAGAGAACGAGUCAGAGAUCGGGUUUCUCCGGGCCUCGCCGUCCGGUCGGUCGCAGAUUCGGCGCAGAAUUCGGCAGACGGAGAAUUCGUCGCAAAUUCGGCAGACGGAGAAUUCGUCGCCGAAUCGGCAGACGGAGAAUUCAGGCGGGAGAAUUCGGCAGACGGAGCCGACGUCGCCAGUGCCGUUCGCUCUCAGCCCGCGUUUGCCCUUCCUCCCAGCCGUCCUCCCAUCAUGCCCGGUGGAGACGGAGACGUCCAUCCUCAGCUGGCGCAGGCCUUCGCUCAGCUCAACAUCAGCCGCUCCCGACCCGGAGAGACCGAACAGGAGCUGGACGACGAAGAAAACGAAGAUUCGGCCGCGCCCGACGCGUCGGGCUACGAGUCCGAACCGGGGACGAGCGAAGAGGAGGAUGAGGAAGGUGACGAGGACGAGGAUUCGAUGAGGCACAGACUGCAGCGGAUGGACGGCGGCGUCCGAUCUCGCAGUCCCGAUGGGCAGUGCACGGUCACAGAGGUGUAGCUUUCGGGGUCAUGAGAGGUCACACGUACCUGUUAAUGCAGAGGGGUAAAAAUUCAGAGUAGGACCAAGUUUCUUUAGAAAUACCACGUUUUGGACGACACGUUACCCCAAAUGCUCGUGCGCGAUAUUUAUUAUUUUAGUAUUUAUUAGCAAAUUUAGCCUCCCAAUGGCUUUGCAGGAGCAUGUUUCUGAGGAAGCAUAUGUUGGCCCUCACUCAUCAUACUCAUUAUAUUGUUAGUUGUUGUGCGUCACGGGAGACUCGGCUUUUAGGUAAUGGGUGGAAAUUGGUGAUGGUAGAAUUAUGGGAUGGAAAUAUUCAUUACUAGUGAAGUGAACCUUAACGUAAACACUCAGACAGCCUGCCAGCUUGACGUACUCGGCGGUCAUCACACUAGAUUGCGCUACUUUAUGUUAUGAUAAGUUGUGAUGGAGGUUCUCGACCUUGGGGUCACGACUCUGCUUAGCGUUGCCCAAGAUUUUAAAAGGGCUUCAAUGUAAAAUUCUGGGCAGGUAAAAUAAAAUUGUUGAGUAUUUUAAGGUAGUAAUAAUUUUUAUUGUAAGCACACUGAAACUGAAUCGUUUGGAGCUUCGGUCACUAAUGCUAAAUUGCCAGACGUAACAUAGCGACCACAUUCAUGUGCAUAAAAUCUCGAUUUAAUCUGUAAAAUAAACACGUGCGAUUGGUUUUCUUUCCCCAAAAGGCAGUGGUGGCUGAGUGGUUAAGGUACUGGACUAUUCAUUGGAAGGUUGCUGGUUCCAGCCCCACCACUUCCAUUGUCAGGCUCCUGAGUGAGGCCCUUAAGUCGCUCUGCAUAAACGUGUCUGUGAAGUAAAGGUAGACGUCGAUGCGAGUGUUAAGUGGGACGUGCCGCCCUGCAUGAGCGACAACAUGAUGGACAAUCUUACGCAAAAGUUGGAUGAACUUCUUUUCACUUGGAAAUGUUUGCAGAAGAUUGUGUGUGUAAGUUUUACUAAUUCUGCAAAUCAAAAUAAUGAAAUUCAUCUUAAUCUUUAAAUAUAACAUGAUGUUAAUAACAUUCUGAGCUCGUGAGGUGAGGCGUGGAGUGUCCAGUCUCGUCUGAUAUCGAUUCUGAAUGGAUGUUACCGUUCUCGCAGUAACCAAGCCAAAAUCUCACAGAACAUCCAGACUGGCUUUCACUGCUGGAUCAGAACUUCCUUCUACUGCAGCCUGGUGGAUACUGAACCGAACCACAGAAAACACCUCCGUAUAAGGACUUAAGUAAACAGAAUAACCAGGGUUUGUUUAAACAGAUUCUACUCGCUCAAGCAUUUGGGGUGAAGUUCAUUUGGCUAACACUUUAGGAGUCGGGAACAGAACUUUCUGUGGACUAGUCUGAUUUUUACAGCUUCUACAUGCAAGUACACUGCAGCUCCGGCCUGGAUUUCUCUCUCUAUCUGCAUCCUUAUUAUUAUUAUUAUUAUUAUUACUAUUAUUACUAUUAUUAUUAUUCAUACAGAUGUGUAGAUCUGAUAUAUAAACAGUCAUAUGCACAGGUUUAAACACUCCUGGAUAAACUCUAGUUUUUUUUUAUCAGUAAAAAACAACCGCCUGCACACUUAUGCACAAUUACUGUUUAUUUACUGAAUAACAAUAUUGGAAAAAUAUCGGAUGUGGGAUGUGCAAAAAAAAAAAUCUUUUUAAACUUCCUUUAAUUAAACUAAUAAAUAGAACUCGUGCUCUCUGUACGUCAUGUAUAUGGUGUGUUAAAUUAUGUUCACUCUUAAGAUUAACAGUAAGCUUUGGGUGUCCAAGCUUUUGCACCAGACUGGAAAUGACAUUGAUCCGUGUAGAUAUAACGAGCUGGUGAGUGUGAAUGUCUGAUCACCAGGGUUUCGGUUUAAUGACGUGUGAGACGGAACUGUGGCACCGCUAACGAAUCUCAGAACAAGCCAAAAAAUCAUCUCACGACGAGUUUCCUUCAUGCUGAUGGAGCCGAGACAGAGGGACGGGGAGGAGAUGGGAUGGUGGUGUGGAGAUGGGUGGGAUUUUUGUGUUUGAAUUAUUGUGUGUGUUCUUCAGUAGCGGAUGGGUUUGAGUUUUGCAGGUUCUUUUCUGUCUGCUUUACUGUAUAUUUAAUCAUUUGAUCAUUUAACUGUAAUAAAAUAUGAAGCUGAAAUGAA
Messenger RNA from Trichomycterus rosablanca, 3524 nucleotides. RefSeq names its product ring finger protein 146 (gene rnf146). The transcript has 2 exons. Gene Ontology annotation, cellular component: nucleus; cytoplasm. The record is from RefSeq and is a predicted model, not a curated record. Gene Ontology annotation, molecular function: poly-ADP-D-ribose binding; ubiquitin protein ligase activity; zinc ion binding. NCBI's taxonomy places the organism in Eukaryota, Metazoa, Chordata, Actinopteri, Siluriformes, Trichomycteridae. Bases 147 to 1382 code for a protein of 411 amino acids. Gene Ontology annotation, biological process: Wnt signaling pathway; ubiquitin-dependent protein catabolic process.